UUCAUGCAUUCAGUAUCACACAAACAUAGUCAUCAAGCACACGCAAUCUCACUUCUCGAAACAAAGAGAAACAUAGAGUGAGAGAUUAGAGAUAGAAAAGAGUGCAAUGGAAUGUUGUAAGAAAGUGUUUGAUUGGUUCCGCAAUGCAAAAUCAUAUUUGAUAAUAUUGAGCUUGCAAUUUGGCUCUGCUGGCAUGUAUCUUAUCACCAUGGAUGCUCUCAAUAAGGGCAUGAGUCAUUAUGUGUUUGUCGUUUACAGAAAUGUCAUCGCCACUGUAGCUCUUGCCCCAUUCGCUUUUUUUCUUGAAAGGAAAGUUAGGCCAAAGAUGACUGUUCGGAUAUUUUCAGAGAUUAUGGCAGUGGCUUUUGUCGAGAUAAUACUUGAUCAAUGCUUCACCUUCUUAGGAAUGAAGUACACAUCAGCAUCAUUUGCCUCAGCUGUGAUGAAUUCCGUACCCUCCAUUACCUUUGUACUCGCAAUCAUUUUUCGAUUGGAGCGCAUGAAGAUGAAGGAGAUAGGAUGUUUAGCGAAAGUGAUUGGCACUAUGGUUACUCUUGGAGGUGCUUUUCUGAUGGCACUGUACAAAGGCCCAAUUGUUAACUUUGCAGGCUCAUCAGGCAGCCACGCGGGCCAGCCCGAGAAUGUGAACGAUCCCUCUGGCAAUCACUGGCUCAUUGGCGCUUGUUUUCUCCUCAUUGGCUGUGCUGGCUUCUCUGCUUUCUACAUUUUGCAAGCCAUAACAUUGAGAAAGUACCCAGCAGAGAUGUCGCUAGCCACGUGGGUUUGCUUCGUAGGUGCACUCCAAAGCAGCGCAGUUACUAUUUUCAUGGAGCGUAAUACCCCUCAUGUCUGGUCUAUUUCCCUAGACUCUAGGCUUGUUGCUUAUGCAUACUCGGGAAUAGUGACAUCAGCAAUCCAAUUUUAUGUGCAAGGCAUGGUUAUCAAAACCACAGGCCCAGUUUUUGUGACUGCAUUUAAUCCUCUUCGUAUGAUUAUAGUCACAGCCUUGGCCUGCAUCGUCCUCUCAGAGAAACUCCACCUUGGAAGCAUUAUUGGAGGCGUGGUAGUGGUUAUUGGGCUAUAUCUAGUUGUGUGGGGAAAAGCUAAAGAACAUAAACAUGCAAUGCCAGCGUCCCCUGAAAAGGUGACCCUUCAACGCCAACAACAGCUACUACCAGUUACUGCACCCACCACCAGAAGUGAUGAAAAUGAUAACAAAGCUCAGUUAGUGACAGUUGAAGAAAAUAAAAACGGUGAUUUGGUGGGAACCCAGAAACAGUAAUCGGAUCGCAAAGUAAUGGUCCAUGACCAAUGUAUCGUGACUUGGUUACUUGUUUCUGAAAUCAUUCCAAAUCUGGAUAUAUAGUUUUAUCUUUUAUAUUUGCCAACUCUGAGCUUCACCUUCGCGUUUUACGAGAUAUGGAUUUUAUUUUUCAGCUUUAUAUUGUAUUCUAGCAUAAAUUUAUUGCAAGUCCAAAACAGGCUUCUUUGACGUGUAAUGCUUACACAUUUGGAAGCAAAGUAUGGUUGCGUCCAACUCAUGAUCAGCUUUUGAGUUUUGCUUCGGACAUGUGGGUUGAACAUGAUAUCAGGAUAUAAAAUGUUACAGAAUGACGAUUGCAUUCUAUUCAUUUCGA
This is a messenger RNA of Cajanus cajan (pigeon pea), 1637 nucleotides long. Its product is annotated as WAT1-related protein At4g08290. NCBI's taxonomy places the organism in Eukaryota, Viridiplantae, Streptophyta, Magnoliopsida, Fabales, Fabaceae. Gene Ontology annotation, molecular function: transmembrane transporter activity. Gene Ontology annotation, cellular component: membrane. The record is from RefSeq and is a predicted model, not a curated record.